UGCAAACAGCUGUCAUUUCAGUUUAUGCCCCUCCUUGCCAUAGGGCAGGAUCUACCUCAAACAAACUCAGGCUUGAGGGGCGUUUUCUGUGAAGACAUCAGGACCUGGCAGACAGACAACGUGGAAGCUAAGGGAAGUGGGAAGAAAACGUUUCUCUCUCUAAUUGUGCUUGGAAUAUGCUACAGAAAUGUCAGAGAUAAAGAAGAAAACCACUAGAGUUUCUUUGACCAUCGGUUCCCUGGUUAAUGAAACCUCCAACAUCAGAUCAAGUUACUCUACCUUAGUUCAACCAUUGUGUAUUGACUCCCAAAGGAUGCAGAGUCCCUGCAGUAGCCUGUCCGGAUCCACCUAUGUUGUGGCCCCUGUGUUCACCAAGCAUCUUCAAGACAUUUCUACAACCAGCGGUCAGCUUGUCGCAUUUGAAUGCCGAGUCCAGGCAACAACCACAGUUCAAAUUCACUGGUACAGAGAGAAAGAGCAGAUAGCAGACUCUGAGGACUUCCAGAUUUUGAGAAAAGCUUCUUUAUCAUCCGUUCCCGAGGAAGUCUGCACCUUGAUUAUCACAGAAGCAUUUCCUGAAAAUGCUGGGGAAUUCAGGUGCGUUGCAGAAAAUGAGGCUGGGACUGCAGUCUCCACAGCAAGACUCUUCAUUUCCCCAGGAGGAAAAGAAGUGGAGAAAUCAGAGAGUUCUCCAACAUUACCCAUGAGGAAACUUUCUCCAAAACUGGCCUCCUUUCCCUGGAGCAAUGAUAUCCACACAAAGGACAAAAGUCCAGAUGAUAUCCCAAUGAACAUUACUUCAACUAUUACUGAACCAGCCAGUUUCAAUGAACAUGAGAUCCAGGUUUCAAAGGAGGAUCUCUGCAAUGAAAAUUUCCCUGAGCUACAACCACAAUGGUAA
Molecule: messenger RNA, 901 nt
Organism: Nyctereutes procyonoides (raccoon dog)
Lineage: Eukaryota; Metazoa; Chordata; Mammalia; Carnivora; Canidae
Product: palladin-like
Exons: 8
Coding region: 188-901 (237 amino acids)
Source: RefSeq, a predicted model, not a curated record